UUCCAGUAACAAACAAGGAUAGUUACUUGGGAAUAAAUUCUGCAUUUUAUUAAGCAUUUGGCUUAAGUUGGAGACGUAACUGCUCGGCUCUCAGAAUGGCUGCAUCAGGAUUCUACAUUUUGCUCUUAUUUGCAAUGUCCUGUUGUGCAGCUCCAAAUCCAGAGAAAGAUCACUGUGAAAAACCUGAGCAAAUAAAAAGAGCUCAGUUACAAGGUGAAUGGCACGAUGAAACUUACCCACCUGGUAAAGUAGCUAAUUUUGUCUGCCUCCCGGAAUACACUCAGGAUGGACCCAUUAAAAUGGCAUGUAUUGAAGGAAUUUGGUGGCAUAUUGCUAAAGGCCAAUGCAAAGAAUCUGCCAAGCAGUGUGGUCCACCUCCAUCUGUGCAAUUUGCAGACACCGUGGAGAUGAGAAAACGUACCUAUAAUUCUGGUGAAUUUGUAAAGUACAGAUGCCCUGAAUAUUAUACUCUUGAAGGAAUCGUGGUUGUGAGAUGUUUGAAUGGAGUCUGGGAUGAAACACCAGCUUGUCGUGAGCCAUGUAUUACAAAUGAAAAGGACAUGGAAGAAAAUAAUAUACAGCAACGCUGGAUAUUUGCUAGAAAGAUUUACAUUAAACAUGGUGACAUGACAGAGUUUACUUGUAAAGCUGGAUAUGAAACUAGUCCUGACACACAGAUGAGAAUUCCUUGUCAGCAAGGAAAGCUGGAAUAUCCAAAAUGCAUCAAGAGAGAGCCAUGUAUUACAAAUGAAAAGGACAUGGAAGAAAAUAAUAUACAGCAACGCUGGAUAUUUGCUAGAAAGAUUUACAUUAAACAUGGUGACAUGACAGAGUUUACUUGUAAAGCUGGAUAUGAAACUAGUCCUGACACACAGAUGAGAAUUCCUUGUCAGCAAGGAAAGCUGGAAUAUCCAAAAUGCAUCAAGAGAGGAACUGGGGCGCAAUGUGGUCCACCACCAAAUGUGCAAUAUGGAGACACUUUGGAUAUUAGAAAAGCUAACUAUAAAUCUGGUGAAAAAGUGGAAUUUAGAUGCCCAGAAUAUUAUAUCCUUGAAGGAAAUAGAUUUGUGACCUGUUUUAAUGGUGUGUGGUCUUCAGCACCAGUUUGUCUAGAGCCGUGUACUGCAAAGGAAAGGGACAUGGAAAGUAAUAAUAUACAACUAAAGUGGAGAUCUGAUAGAAAGAUUUACAGUAGACAUGGUGAGAUUAUAGAGUUUAUUUGUAAACCUGGAUAUGAAGCUCCUCCUGACACACAGAUGAGAAUUACUUGUAAUCAAGGAAAUCUGGAAUAUCCAAAAUGCUUCAAGAGAGGUACAUGUCGUAUAGUUCAAGAUGAUCUGGAUGAAAACAACUUGGAAUUAGAUGAAGUGCAUGAUAAUGAAGUAUUCUAUGCCGAAGGUGAAGUAAUCCAGUAUAAAUGUAAGAAUGGAUUUGAAUAUCGUGGUCGACCAACUGGAAUAUGUUCCGAACAAGCAUUGAGCUAUCCAAAAUGUACAGAAUCGUCAAAGUGAUUAGAGUAACUACAUACAGGAUGUAAAGUUGACGCCUGAAAAAAAAUAAAAUAAAAAUAACAGGAACAACAACACUUUAAUCUAAUAAUCUAAUAGCCAGUUGCUUUGUAUUGUAUUGUAAUAAGUUUUGUGUGGCUCCAGAAAAGAAAUAAAACUUAAUAAAUCUUAAAAAAGG
Bufo gargarizans (Asiatic toad) is the source of this 1686-nucleotide messenger RNA. Its product is annotated as complement factor H-related protein 2-like. The transcript has 9 exons. Bases 96 to 1511 code for a protein of 471 amino acids. Lineage: Eukaryota; Metazoa; Chordata; Amphibia; Anura; Bufonidae. The record is from RefSeq and is a predicted model, not a curated record.